AUGGUUCUCGCCGUUGACCUCCUCAACCCCACUCCCGCGGCCGAGGCCCGCAAGCACAAGCUCAAGACCCUUGUUCCGGGCCCCCGCUCCUUCUUCAUGGACGUCAAGUGCCCCGGCUGCUUCACCAUCACCACCGUCUUCUCGCACGCCCAGACCGUUGUCGUUUGCCAGGGCUGCUCGCAGGUCCUGUGCCAGCCCACCGGUGGCAAGGCCCGUCUUACUGAGGGCUGCUCUUUCAGGAGGAAGUAA
Molecule: messenger RNA, 249 nt
Organism: Lasiodiplodia theobromae
Lineage: Eukaryota; Fungi; Ascomycota; Dothideomycetes; Botryosphaeriales; Botryosphaeriaceae
Product: Ribosomal protein S27e
Exons: 3
Coding region: 1-249 (82 amino acids)
Biological process (GO): ribosomal small subunit assembly; translation
Cellular component (GO): ribosome; cytosolic small ribosomal subunit
Molecular function (GO): structural constituent of ribosome; RNA binding
Source: RefSeq, a predicted model, not a curated record